GAAUACAUGCAAUCAACUUACGAUGCUACGAAACAACAGCUUGAGGGGAAAGUGACUCUCAGAGAAAACGACGAUGGCUGAUUCUUCACCUUUGCCCUUCCUCCCGCUUGAGGUUAAGACGCACAGCGGUCAUGCGGGAUGUAUCACACUCACCCCCACGGGAGAUGUCCUCUAUAGCCCUCACCCGUCGAGCGGCCGCGGCAUCUUCGGCUGGCUCUCUGGCCUUGUUCGCCCCAACAAAAAGCAGCUGAUUCCUGGGGCGCACCUGAUUGGCGCCAAGCUCGAGACGCCAUGCCGGUUCACGGUGUGGUGGGCACAGCCCUACACCAGCCGCACCGGCUGCGUCACCAAGCACCGGUUCAAGGCUUGCCACUCCACACGGUUUGAGACGCCGGACACCGUGGCUGCACAGGCGCUGGUGGAGUACCUGCGGCGCCGCGCCAGCUGGUGGGGCCGGGCCUCGCCGCCGCACGUGGCCGCCAUCGUCAACCCGGUCAGCGGCAAGGGCUCGGCGCAGCGGCUGAUGGAGGCGCAGGUGCUGCCGCUACUGCGGGACGUGGCGGGGCUGAGGGUCACCGUGCACGUGACACAGGCUCGCAUGCACGCGGCGGAGCUGGUUCGAGGCCUGAACCUCAGCUGCGGUAGCAGUGCGGCGGAGGGAGCCGCCGGUGCCGCCGCGGCCUCGGGGUCGGGUGCUGCACCCCCUGUGGACCUGAUCAUGUUCGUGGGCGGGGACGGCACCUUGUACGAGGGCCUGCAGGGCCUGUUCCAGCGCCCCGACUGGGAGGCGGCGGUGCAGUGCCCCAUGGCGGCGGUGCCGUGCGGCAGCGGCAACGGACUGGCGGCCAGCGCGGGGCUGUGGGACCCGGUCACGGCGGUGGUGUCCGUGUGCCGCGGCCGCACGGAGGCGGUGGACGUGGCCAGUGUGCUGCAGCCGCCGGGCAACCGCUUCUACUGCCUGCUGUCGGUUGUGUACGGCUCCAUGGCCAACCUCGACAUCGGCACACAACAUCUGCGGUGGAUGGGCGAGCUGCGCUUCCACCUGGGUGGGCUGUGGGAAAUCAUCCGCGGCCGCCUCUACAACUGCCGCAUCUUUGUGCUGCCGCCAGCCGGCGAGGGGGCCGAGCCGCUGGCACGCGACGGCAACGGUACCGCCGGCACCGGCGCCGCCUCGCCCCAAGCAGUGGUCAUCACCUUGCCUCAAGGGGCGACUGAGGACACGGCGGCUGGCGGCGCCGGCGGUGCAAGCGGGGCUGCUGCUGCCAGCAGCGGCAAAGCCGGUGGCGGCAUGCACGAGCGGCUGCUGCCGGCGCGCCAGUCAGCGGGGAAUGCGGGUGGCGGUGCGGGUGGACAUGUAUCCGACUACCCUGCAGGGCCGCCGUUGCCGCUGCUGGCCUCGCUGCCCGGCCUGCCGCAUCCGCUGCCCGACAGCCUGGAUAGCCUGCCGGCGGGCUGGCAGCAGCUGCCGGACUCGUUCGCCAUCCUGGGCGCCUACAACACGCAGUACCUGGCGCUGGGGGCGCGGGCAAACCCCGGCGGCCGAAUGGGCGACGGCGCCUGGGACGUGUGGCACAUGGCGGCAGACGGCGGGGCUCACAGGGGCAAGCGGGCGAGCGGCGGCGUGCGUGCGCGCGCACUCAAGGUGCUACUGGGGAUUGAGGACGGCGGCUUUGCAAAGUCGCCGGGCGUGAUGCGGACAACCAAGGCUCGCGCGCUGAUGUUUGAGCAACGCGACUCUGCGACGUGGACGGUGCUGGAUGGCGAGGAGGUGCCCAACCUGCCCCUGUACCUUGAGGUGCACCAGGGCAUUUGCCGCCUGCUGGUGGCGCCGCUGUUUGAGGAGCUGGAUUGAUGGUGCAGGCGUGGACCUGGAUGCGGGUGGUGGUUGCAGCAGAGCGGCGGACGGGGCGGCGUGACUACAUUUAGUUGUGUGCGUUUGCAAUGACCAGCACUUCAGUACAGACCGCUGCCGCCCAGUAGUGUGGUGAUGUGGUCCCGUAGUGAAGGCGACACUACAGAAGGGUGAGCAUGGAUGCCAAGAUCAAUGUUGGCGGAGCUGGACUGAUACGCGCUGUAAUGUACCGGCAUUGGAAGGUUCUGCUGUCCGCUAGACAACAAGUCGCUGCCACUGGCGCGGGUAACCCAGACCAUGGCCUCUUCCAUUAGGAGGGUGGGAAUUUCGGGGAUCGGCUAUUUUAAAGUGGUUGUGACGGGCCGUCCCAGCUCUGCUGGAUACCUGGGCGGGGCAACCGGAUGGCUGGGGCGGGGCGUCCCAGGUCUGCUGGAUGGCCUGGCGGGGUCCGCUGGAUGGCCCGGUCGGGUCGGCCCGGCAGUGUUGGAUAGACGGGCGGGACCUGUUGCGCGUCCCGGUCGGGUCGUCUCCCGGUAGGCAGGUUACGUGGCCGGGCAUUGCUGGAUGGCCCGUGCCGGCUGGAUGAAUCUCCGACCCG
Molecule: messenger RNA, 2450 nt
Organism: Chlamydomonas reinhardtii
Lineage: Eukaryota; Viridiplantae; Chlorophyta; Chlorophyceae; Chlamydomonadales; Chlamydomonadaceae
Exons: 12
Coding region: 74-1852 (592 amino acids)
Biological process (GO): sphingosine biosynthetic process
Cellular component (GO): cytoplasm; membrane; intracellular membrane-bounded organelle
Molecular function (GO): kinase activity
Source: RefSeq, a predicted model, not a curated record